ACAAAAACAUCAACAAAACUUUAAAAUUCAAAAGAAAAUCUUGAAUUAAAAUUAAUUUAUUGAAAAAAUAUUAAAUGACGAGCUUACCUGCUUGUCGAAUCUGUCUCCGUUCCGAUGUUUCCUUGAAUUUUUUGAGCCGCGAAGGCUCUUUAGCUGUCAAAGAAAUUUUUUGGAUUGAUAUCGAACAAGAGACGGAAUUUAAGCUCUGCGAAAGUUGUAACGAUGAACUUUUGAAUUUUUACAAAUUUUAUCUGAAAGUAAAGGAGAAUCAAAUAAUCUUUAAGGAACGUCAAGCAACGAAAAUUAGUGAUAUUCCUUCAGAAAAUGAAGAUUUUCCUCCAGAUUUGGAUCCGCAAUCCGAUUUUGAAGAAGAUGUCAAAGCUCCUUCUCAAAAAUAUUCCAGCAAAAAGACUCAUAAAUGCAAAAUUUGUCAUCGGGCGUAUUCGACAGCAAAUUAUCUGGCAAAACACAUUGAAAAACAUUUUGAUCCCGUUCAAAAAAAGAAGUUUGAAAAGCCAACAUAUCAACUCGUCUGCGAUAUUUGCGGUCAAAAGCGGCCUGAUCGCGCCAAAAUGCGAAGUCACAUCGAAACGGUUCACCUGAAACUCAAAGAUGCGACAUGCCACAUUUGCGGCGCCUACUUUCAUCGCACCCACAUUCAAGCGCAUAUCAAGAAAAUGCAUCGCGACAACAAAAAGCGGGAAAAAUGCGAUGAAUGCGGGAAAUUUUUCCUCGAUUUGAAGCAACACAAGGCACGAAAUCACAACGAACAGGCUUCCGUUUUUUGUGAAAUUUGUAAGAAGCCGUUUAAGAAUCGAAUGUUGUUGUCGUCGCAUCGGUUUAAGAGACAUCCGCCUGAGGGGAAGUACGAUUGUCAUGAGUGUAAGAAGAAAUUCACGAAUCCCGUGGGUUUGAAGGAGCACAAGGCGGCGCAUCAUGCCGGCGUUUACUUGUACAAUUGUGAAUUUUGCGAUUACAGAGGAAGUUACAAGAAAAAUUUGUUUGAUCAUUGGAAACGGAAUCAUCGGGAGUACUAUGAUCAUCGGAGGCAGCUGUUUUUGGCGCGACACGAUACGGAAAUUGCUCCCAAUAUUGAUGAUUUUUGA
Messenger RNA from Culicoides brevitarsis, 1106 nucleotides. Its product is annotated as zinc finger protein 675-like. Gene Ontology annotation, molecular function: zinc ion binding. NCBI's taxonomy places the organism in Eukaryota, Metazoa, Arthropoda, Insecta, Diptera, Ceratopogonidae. The record is from RefSeq and is a predicted model, not a curated record. The transcript has 2 exons. Bases 75 to 1106 code for a protein of 343 amino acids. Gene Ontology annotation, cellular component: nucleus.